Asterias rubens (European starfish) is the source of this 861-nucleotide messenger RNA. Its product is annotated as cleavage and polyadenylation specificity factor subunit 5-like. The record is from RefSeq and is a predicted model, not a curated record. Gene Ontology annotation, cellular component: mRNA cleavage factor complex. Bases 1 to 705 code for a protein of 234 amino acids. The transcript has 7 exons. Lineage: Eukaryota; Metazoa; Echinodermata; Asteroidea; Forcipulatida; Asteriidae. Gene Ontology annotation, molecular function: mRNA binding.
AUGGCGUCAAAUCAACGUGCUGGUGCUGCUGGAUGGCCCAAAUACAACCGAAAUGACCGGCUAGAUAGCAGCACAAGUUCGAUCUCUGUACCCGUGAAGAAUGAUAACUACGUACCGAGGGAAAGAACUGCAGUUCUAUACCCACUGACUAACUACACAUUCGGCACAAAGGAACCUCUGUAUGAGAAAGAUGCUUCAGUAUCUGCCAGAUUUCAACGCAUGAGAGAUGACUUCGAUAAGAUUGGUACCCGGCGGUCAGUAGAGGGCGUACUCAUCGUUCAUGAACAUGGCUUGCCACAUGUUCUACUCCUGCAGCUUGGUACAACGUUCUUCAAAUUACCAGGAGGGGAGCUUGCCUCUGGGGAAGAUGAAGUUGAUGGACUAAAGAGACUUAUGACAGAGAUUUUAGGAAGACAAGAUGGUAUUCAGCAGGACUGGAUGGUUGAAGAUGUGAUUGCCAACUGGUACCGUCCAAACUUUGAACCUCCCCAGUAUCCAUAUAUCCCUGCACACAUCACCAAACCAAAGGAACAUAAAAGACUCUAUUUUGUACAGCUUCAAGAAAAAGCCCUGUUUGCCGUUCCAAGAAAUUACAAGCUGGUAGCUGCCCCAUUGUUUGAACUCUACGAUAAUGCACCAGGCUAUGGACCGAUCAUAUCCAGUUUACCGCAGUUAUUAAGCAGAUUUAACUUCAACUACCACUGAGAACACAGCAGAAGAAAGCUUUGACCGUGGCAGAAUCUAGAACUGUUCAUUAGAAAUACAAUGGGAGCUUGCAGCUCAAGACUCAGCCGUCGAUUUCACAAAACUCUUCCUAACUUAAGACUAUUCUUAGGACUUAGGACGAGUCCCAAGCCUGCA